CCAUUGUAUCAGUCCGAGACAAAUCGAUACCUGGGCGUAUCGCUUCGUGUAACGGUCGCCCAAGGUUUCCAGGUUUCGAAGGCAUUCCCUCCGCUUCCAUCUGUCGGGGCACCGGGUGCAUGCACCUCUAAUACAAGUGUCCUCGUCUCGUCUCACCGCCAAACCAGCGGCGGUGGUGGUCGGUGAAGCCUAGCUUUCCCCCUUUCGUCCCCCAGAUAAAUCAGUCUUUCUCCCUCUCGGCCUCCCUACCCACCGCCGCCACCUUCUUCUCGGAGAAUUCUUGAACCCAAACCCUAAUUUCUUGCUGCCAUUGCGAGGAAAGGGAGUUUUUGGGUUCAAGAAGAGGGGAAGGGAGAACACUAGAUCCGGUUCUUGAGAGGAAUUCUAGGGUUUUACAGGGUCGGUGGAAAUGAGUAGCUUGGUGGAGCGGCUUCGUGUCAGAUCGGAGAGGAGGCCUCUCUAUACCGAUGACGAUUCGGAUGAUGAUCUUUAUGUCGCCCGGGGUGGCUCCGAGAGCAAGCAGGAGGAGAGGCCACCUGAGAGGAUAGUGAGGGAUGAUGCGAAAAAUGAUACAUGCAAAACCUGCGGAAAGAGUGGGAAUCUUAUUGCCUGUGGAACAUGCACAUACGUUUUUCACCGGAAUUGCUUGCCUCCACCUUUGAAAGUCAUUCCUGGUGAUGGUCGGAGCUGCCCUCACUGCGUAACUCCCCUGACUGAUGUCGAGAGGAUUUUAGAUUGUGAAAUGCGCCCAACUGUUUCAGAAGAAGUUGUUGCUUCAAAGCCUGGUUUGAAGCAAACAUACGUCAAACAAUAUCUCGUUAAAUGGAAGGGCUUUUCAUACCUCCACUGUACUUGGAUUCCAGAAAAGGAUUUUUUAAAAGCUUCCAAGACACAUCCUCGACUGAAAACUAGAUUAAACAACUUCCAUAAACAAAUGGAAUCCAUGGACAACUCUGAGGAUGACUGGGUUGCGAUUCGACCUGAAUGGACCACUGUCGACAGAAUCCUUGCAAGCAGGAGUAAUGAUGAUGGGCGUCAGUAUUAUGUAAAAUGGAAAGAACUUCCUUAUGAUGAAUGCACCUGGGAAGCUGAGUUGGAUAUUUCUGCUUUCCAACCUCAAAUUGAAAGAUUUGAGAUGAUUCAAUCUAGAGGACGCAAGAAAUCAUCUACUAAGAAUAAGAAUACCAGUCAUGAUUCGAAGGAACUGAAGCACAGGCAAAAAGAAUUCCAACAGUAUGAGCAUAGCCCGGAAUUUAUUUCUGGUGGCACAUUACACCCAUACCAGCUUGAGGGCUUAAAUUUUUUGCGCUUUUCAUGGUCCAAAAAUACACAUGUGAUCCUUGCGGAUGAGAUGGGUCUUGGUAAAACUAUACAGAGUAUCGCUUUUCUUGCUUCUCUUUCUGAGGAGAAAUUGUUCCCUCAUUUGGUAGUUGCACCUCUUUCAACAUUACGCAACUGGGAACGUGAGUUUGCAACCUGGGCACCUCAAUUGAACAUUGUAAUGUAUUUUGGAUCUGCCCAGGCUCGAGAGAUCAUCAGGCAAUAUGAAUUCUACUUUCCGAAAGAGAAAACAAAGAAGAACAAAAAAAAGAAAAAUGUUCAAGGUAGCCAUCAAAACAAGCAGGCAAGGAUAAAAUUUGAUGUGCUUUUAACAUCAUAUGAAAUGAUUAACAUGGAUUCAGGAAUUCUGAAACCAAUACAAUGGGAAUGCAUGAUUGUAGACGAGGGCCAUCGCCUCAAAAACAAAGAUUCCAAAUUAUUUCUUCAACUCAAACUUUUUUCAACCAAGCACCGUGUGCUUUUAACUGGAACUCCACUACAGAACAACCUGGAUGAGCUAUUCAUGCUUAUGCACUUCCUCGAUGCUGGAAAGUUUGCAAGUAUAGAGGAUUUCCAGAAGGAAUUCAAGGAUAUCAACCAGGAGGAGCAAGUUGCUAGGCUUCAUAAAAUGCUUGCCCCGCACCUUCUUCGAAGAGUUAAGAAGGACGUCAUGAAGGAACUUCCACCAAAGAAGGAAUUAAUUUUGCGGGUUGAAUUAAGCAGCAAGCAAAAAGAGUAUUACAAGGCUAUUCUUACUCGUAAUUACCAGAUACUAGCUCGUCGGGGUGGCGCACAGAUAUCCCUCAUCAAUGUUGUUAUGGAACUCCGCAAGCUCUGCUGUCAUGCAUAUAUGUUGGAAGGAGUGGAACCUGAUAAAGAGCCAAAUGAUGCCAAUGAAGGUCUAAGACAACUUUUAGAUGCUUCUGGGAAAUCACAGCUGUUAGAUAAGAUGAUGGUGAAGCUCAAGGAGCAAGGUCACAGGGUUCUUAUAUAUUCACAGUUUCAGCAUAUGUUGGACUUACUGGAAGAUUACUUAAGUUACAAGAAAUGGAAUUAUGAACGUAUAGAUGGGAGGAUCAGUGGGGCUGAAAGGCAAAUACGUAUAGACCGUUUCAAUGCCAAGAAUUCCACAAGAUUUUGUUUUCUUCUAUCCACAAGAGCUGGUGGACUGGGAAUAAAUCUUGCAACUGCAGAUACAGUAAUAAUAUAUGAUAGUGACUGGAAUCCACAUGCAGAUUUACAAGCAAUGGCCAGGGCUCAUCGAUUAGGGCAGACUAAUAAGGUCAUGAUAUAUAGGCUCAUUACUCGGGGAACCAUUGAAGAACGGAUGAUGCAGUUGACUAAGAAGAAGAUGAUACUAGAGCAUCUUGUUGUGGGCCGGCUAAAGGCGCAGACAGUUAAUCAGGAGGAAUUAGAUGACAUCAUAAGGUAUGGCUCAAAGGAGUUAUUUGCUGAUGAAAGUGAUGAAGCUGGAAAAGCUCGCCAAAUUCACUAUGAUGAUGCUGCAAUUGAUAGAUUACUUAAUCGUGACCAAAUUGGUGGCGAAGAGUCUUCAAUUGAUGAAGAGGAGGAUGACUUUUUGAAAGCUUUUAAGGUUGCAAAUUUCGAGUAUAUAGAUGAAGUUGAAGCAGCUGCAGCAAAAGAAGAGGAAGCAAGGAAGCGAUCUAUGACUGACAGAGCUUCUAGCUCCAAUUCUGAAAGGGCAAAUUACUGGGAUGAGCUACUGAGGGACAGAUAUGAAGUUCAACAAAUUGAAGAGCUUACUACUAUGGGAAAGGGAAAGAGAAGUCGUAAACAAAUGGUAGCUGCUGAGGAAGAUGACUUUGCUGGUUUGCAAGAUGUCAGUAGUGAAGAUGAGGAUUACUGUUAUGAAGAUGACCUGUCAGAUGUUGAAACAAAUUUACCUGGAAAUAUGCCAGGGAGAAGAGGCCAGCUUUCAAAGAAGAAAUCACGUGAUUAUAUGGAACCACUUCCUCUGAUGGAAGGUGAGGGAAGGUCUUUCAGAGUUCUUGGAUUCAAUCAAAAUCAAAGGGCUGCAUUUGUGCAAACACUAAUGAGGUUCGGCUUCCAGGAUUAUAACUGGAAGGAGUUUCUUCCUCGACUGAAGGGGAAAAGCCCACAGGAAAUUCAAGACUAUGCACAACUUUUCAUGAAUCACCUUCUUGAAGGUGUAACAGACUCGCCAACCUUUUCAGAUGGUGUUCCAAAAGAAGGAUUACGAGUGGAUGAUGUAAUGGUUAGGCUUGGACGUAUUCAGAAUAUAGAAGAGAAGGCCAAGUUUAUGUCGAAAAAUCCUGGGGCUAGCCUCUUUUCAGAAGAUAUAUUAUUGCUCUUCCCUGGCUUGACUGGGAGAAAUUGGAAAGCUGAGCAUGAUUUACUGUUACUGAAAUCUAUAUUAAAGCAUGGCUAUGCAAGAUGGCAAGCUAUAGUAGAGGAUAAAGAUGUUGGGCUUGCUGAUGUUGUUCGCCAAGAAUUAAACCUUCCUGUUAUAAAUGGAUCCUUUACUGAAGGUGUUCAAAUGAAUGAGGAUGCAAAUUCUGGUCCUGCCAGUGGUGCUUCAGAAGUUGCAAAGGGAAGCCAAUCAUAUCCGGACUACUCUUCAAUGUAUCAAUUCAGAGAAGUGCAAAGAAGAAUGGUGGAGUUUAUAAGAAAGAGAUAUUUUCUGUUGGAAAAAGCUCUGGAUCUAGAAUGUGCUAAGAGUACGAUCAAACCAUGCGAGCCUGAAAAUCAAGAAUCGGAGGUUGAGCCGAAGGUUCCAGAAGCACAAAGUCUGAACCCUUUGGAUACCAAUUCAUUGUUGAAAGAACUACCCAUUCUGGAGCCCAUUGGUCCAAACGCAUCUGCAUGUGAUAACAAAGGUGACUGCCGGGAAAUGCCACGGCUUUAUAAUGAGAUUUGUAGGGUAGUAGAAGACAAUGCUGUUGACUCGGUCCAGGCAUACUUGGAUGACAGAUCCGCAGGUUCUAGGUUAAGGAAGAAGCUCCGCCCUCUUGAAAUAAUAUGUGAAGACGUACAGCGAAUCCUCACCGGGACAUGUCAGAGUGAUGCUGCUGCUGAAGGAUCAAAUAAUGUACAUGCUGUGGGAGAUGAUGUUCUGCCUGGAGGCAGCAUAGGUGGUGAUAACAAUACUGGAAGUGCGGUAGAAUCUUCACAAUCGGUGCAUGCAUCACAACCAGAUGUGAAGGUUACAGAUUGUGCAUCGGGCAAGGUAAAUGAUGUCAAAACUCCUGAGGGCACUAAUCAAACAACUGACAAGGUCAUUGUGUUAGAUGAGUAACAAGAAUAUCACAUUCCAUAAGAUGACAAUGCUGUAGGCCAAAUGGGAUAUUUAAGCUGUAACUUACUGUGUGACUGAGGUACAAUAAAGCUUCUUACCAUAGUUUGUGCCAUUA
Messenger RNA from Elaeis guineensis (African oil palm), 4712 nucleotides. RefSeq names its product CHD3-type chromatin-remodeling factor PICKLE. The record is from RefSeq and is a predicted model, not a curated record. NCBI's taxonomy places the organism in Eukaryota, Viridiplantae, Streptophyta, Magnoliopsida, Arecales, Arecaceae. Gene Ontology annotation, molecular function: histone binding; ATP-dependent chromatin remodeler activity; chromatin binding. Gene Ontology annotation, cellular component: nucleus; chromatin. Gene Ontology annotation, biological process: chromatin remodeling.